Penicillium macrosclerotiorum is the source of this 213-nucleotide messenger RNA. RefSeq lists its product as uncharacterized. The coding region runs from base 1 to 213 and encodes 70 amino acids. The record is from RefSeq and is a predicted model, not a curated record. The transcript has a single exon. Lineage: Eukaryota; Fungi; Ascomycota; Eurotiomycetes; Eurotiales; Aspergillaceae.
AUGUUUUGGAUCGAAUGGUUUCGGAAUGAUUCCCGCGAGGCUAUUUCGGAUGUUGCUGAGAAUGACGCCAAUGCCCGAUAUGCGGGAUCGACUCAGAGAACACCUGGUCCCAAGGAAGAUACAGAUGAUUGGACUACACACAGCGGGCCCUCUGGCGCGUUGGAGGCGCCAAAGGUGGUAGAGGUUGCCGAUCGGACAGCCUCUUACUCAUGA